UUAAGUUACUUUUCUUUAUCACUGCGUGUUUUCAAAAUUACAAAGCCCUUAUACAAUUUCACCGUUUCUGAGAAUCAUCAUCAGUAAAUGUACUUACUUUUGUCUGGAAUUUACCAAAAUGGCGAUAACAAAGAUUUGCCUUCCAAUGACCUUCUUGAUCUCGACCAGUCUCCUUUUUCAUACUGUCAAGCCAGAAAGAAACUGUAUUUAUCCAGGCAUUCCAUUAACUGGUCCCUUGAUGUUUAAAGCUGAACCAACAAUAUACCAAAUAUUACAAGUCAAGCACGAUACAUUCAUAAAAUUCAGCUGUAAAUCGAACUACAUCCUUAGAGGACACAAGCUUAUUCGUUGCGAAGAUGGCCGAUGGACUGGAAGAGUACCGUAUUGCAAAGAUGCUGUGGAAAAUAUUUUUCAACGCUUCAUGAACUUCUUAUUAUACUCUCUCUUCAAGCAUCUCGUGUUCGAGCAAAAAGAAAUUCUUUGCAACGAUCCUGGAGAGAUUCCCUUCGGGAAGAAGAACAAGAAGCAAGAGUUGUACAGAAAAGAUGCUACAGUAAGCUACAUGUGUGACAAAGGUUAUGUGAUGAGAGAAGCAACAAGUACUUUAAGAUGCACGGAGAAUGGAACGUGGAAUAGACAUCCUCCUAAAUGUAUAAAUUGCAAAUCAAGCCUCGGGAUGGAGAGAUCAGGACCAACACUGAUUCACGAUCAGAACAUACGAGCAUCAACAGAAAAGGGCCAUCAUCACAAAGCAAAUGAAGGAAGACUGAAUGGCCCAAGAGCCUGGUGCUCAGGAAGAGAAAGAACUCCAUAUUUGGAAAUCGAUUUGGGAAAGCCACACAAAAUAUUGUUUCUUUCUACUCAAGGAAGUGUCUUUGAUGACAAAUGGGUUGGCUGGUAUGCUGUGAAAAGUAGCCUCAGAGGGUCAUUAUUCACCACGUACAGAGAAAACAACCAGGAAAAGAUGUUCAAAGGAAACACAGAUGCAUCCUCGAUACUCAAACAUGCUUUAAAAAAUCCAAUUGCUGCAAAGAAAAAUCCGAUUUUAUCCGAUGAAGAGAGGAGGCUUUAUAAAUGACAAUGCUUGCAUGCGAGUCGAAGUUUAUGGAUGUGCGUUGUCUAGCAACUACAAGGAAACCAUCUCUGGUCAUUGAGAUUUAUUGUCAAAUUAAUUCUGAAUUAUAUAUUACUAAUAUAUAUAUAUAUAUAUUAAUCACAUCUAUGGAAAAAAAUCUCGAAGCUGCUUAGCCGUAAGCAGUGCAGUUAACUGUAGUGUCAUGCAGUGUAAAAAUUUGUAAUUUACGCUUUUGAUUUGCUAGAAAACAAUAAGAAUACGAAUAUAGGAAUGGGAAUGGGAAUGGGAAUGGGAAUGGGA
Molecule: messenger RNA, 1375 nt
Organism: Actinia tenebrosa (Australian red waratah sea anemone)
Lineage: Eukaryota; Metazoa; Cnidaria; Anthozoa; Actiniaria; Actiniidae
Product: coagulation factor XIII B chain
Source: RefSeq, a predicted model, not a curated record